Molecule: messenger RNA, 5293 nt
Organism: Tachysurus vachellii
Lineage: Eukaryota; Metazoa; Chordata; Actinopteri; Siluriformes; Bagridae
Gene: dgki
Product: diacylglycerol kinase, iota
Exons: 33
Coding region: 307-3192 (961 amino acids)
Biological process (GO): lipid phosphorylation; regulation of synaptic transmission, glutamatergic; diacylglycerol metabolic process
Cellular component (GO): nucleus
Molecular function (GO): protein binding; ATP-dependent diacylglycerol kinase activity
Source: RefSeq, a predicted model, not a curated record
UUGCCAUAAUGAGUGAAGGCUCGGAGAGCUGUGCUGUGCCCUACUUUCAUAGUGGAGCGAUGCUGCGUUGAGAGGGUUGGUAGGAAUCUCCCAGAAUGCCCCGUGGAGACAGCGACUGGGGCAGGAUGCUGCCUCUGUGCUGCUGUUAGCCGGUUAGCAUCGUUGCAGCGCGCGCGCUGACAUUUCCAGCGUUCGACCAGGCGCUCGUGGAGGUGACCGAGUGGAGUGGAGGGCGUGCGCGCGCGGCAGGAUAAGACCUUCGCUUGGACCAGACAGACAGGUAGGGGGUCCACCGCCGGACGGAGCAUGGACCCCCUUAUCGCCCUAACGUGCACGCAGGAGGAGAGAAGCGAGACCUUUAGCGGUCGCCUCGGAGCCAGCGGCGGGGAAGCGGGAGAGCAAAAGCCGGACUGCGCGAGGGACGAGGCGGCCGCGGGGGACAGAGAGGAGCCGCUGGAGGAAAAAAUGAAAGGUCUGGCUUUCAGGAAACAGACUUCAUACAGGAAAGCCAUAUCUCGCUCAGGCCUGCAGCACCUGGCCUCAGUCCAGAAACCUCUCCCUGCUGUGACCAACGGACCAGCCAAGGAGCUGCGUGCCACCAUCGACUGGAGUGAGAAUGCAGUAAAUGGGGAGCACCUGUGGCUGGAGACCAACUGCUCUGGAGAGAUGUGUUACCUGGGUGAGGAGACAUGCAUGGUGAAGAUUACAAAGUCGGCUCCCCGGAGGAAAUGUGCAGCGUGUAAGAUCGUCGUUCACACAGCAUGCAUCGAGCAGCUGGACAAGAUCAAUUUCCGCUGUAAGCCUACGUUUAGAGAGGGAAACUCUCGAAACAUCCGAGAUAACGUGUUAAGACAUCACUGGGUCCAUCGACGGCGGCAAGAGGGAAAAUGCCGUCAAUGUGGCAAGAGUUUCCAGCAGAAGUUCUUCCACAGUAAGGAGAUUAUCGCCAUUAGCUGCUCGUGGUGCAAGCAGGCUUUCCACAACAAGGUGACGUGUUUCAUGCUGCAACAGAUCGAGGAACCUUGCUCUCUGGGCGCACAUGCCGGGGUCAUUGUACCUCCUUCUUGGAUUAUUAAAGUCAGGAAGCCACAGAGCUCGUUCAAAAACUCCGCUCGGAGGAAAAAACGGACCUCUUUCAAACGAAGAACCAGCAAAAAGGGCACAGAUGAGGCGAAAUGGCGACCGUUUAUGUUGAAGCCUGUGCCUUCCCCACUAAUGAAGCCUGUGCUGGUAUUCGUUAACCCUAAGAGUGGGGGAAAUCAGGGGAACAAGUUACUGCAGAUGUUCAUGUGGAGUCUGAAUCCUCGGCAGGUGUUUGAUCUCUCCCAGGGAGGGCCUAGAGAUGCGUUGGAAUUGUACAGGAAAGUGCCAAAUCUUCGCAUCCUUGCCUGUGGAGGUGACGGGACGGUGGGCUGGAUCCUAUCUGUGCUGGACGAACUACAGAUGAACCCACAGCCUCCCGUGGCUGUUCUUCCUCUUGGCACAGGAAAUGACCUCGCCAGGACACUCAACUGGGGGGGAGGUUACACGGAUGAACCGGUGUCUAAGAUCCUGUGUCAUGUUGAGGAUGGAACCGUCGUCCAACUCGACCGAUGGAAUCUGCAGGUGGAGUGUUCACCUGCACAGCCUGAGGAGGGGACACAGAAGCUUCCUCUGAACGUAUUCAAUAACUACUUCAGUCUUGGCUUUGAUGCUCAUGUCACUCUCGAGUUCCAUGAAUCUAGAGAGGCCAACCCUGAGAAAUUCAACAGCCGUUUCCGCAACAAGAUGUUCUAUGCAGGGGCUGCCUUUUCUGACUUCCUACAGAGGAGCUCCAGGGACCUGUCCAAGCACGUCAGAGUGGUGUGUGAUGGAACAGAUCUCACAGCCAAGAUCCAGGAGCUGAAGUUCCAGUGCAUUGUCUUCUUAAACAUUCCCAGGUACUGUGCAGGGACCAUGCCCUGGGGUAACACAGGUGACCACAGAGACUUCGAACCUCAGCGGCACGAUGACGGCUGUAUUGAGGUCAUCGGCUUUACUAUGGCCUCCCUGGCAGCACUUCAGGUCGGAGGUCAUGGCGAGCGACUGCAUCAGUGCAGAGAAGUGAUUCUCACCACCUACAAAACAGUGCCUGUGCAGGUGGAUGGAGAGCCAUGUCGCUUGGCACCAUCCACACUCCGUAUAUCGCUCCGUAACCAAGCCAACAUGGUGCAGAAGAGCAAGAGACGCACAUCUGUUCCACUGCUCAAUGACAUUCAGAAAGUGUGCGCAGCUGAUCUGCGCCGCCUCUCUGCUCCCCCUGACUCCUUCUCAGUCCCUCAUGCAGUGCCUGAACGCCUACGACUGCGUGUCAAUCGCAUUGGCUGGCAUGAAUACGAAUGCUUGCAGUUGGACAAGGAGCGACUGCGAGAAGUCUCGACCCCUGUUGGCAUCGUGGUGGUAAGAGGAGACUGUGACCUAGAAACAUGUCGACUCUACAUUGACAGACUGCAGGAGGAUCUGCAUCAGACGCUUUCUGUUGGCCAUAGAGUGCAUUAUCAGGAUGAGAGCGGAGGUUUUUCCUGGCCUGCUUCUGCACACAGACUCUCCACUAACUGGAGUUUUUUAGACUCUACAUCAGCUGACCGCUUUUACCGUAUAGAUAAGGCUCAGGACCAUCUGCAUUUUGUGACAGAGAUUUGCCAGGAUGAUCUGUUCAUCCUGGACCAUGUACCAGCAAUGAGCCAGACCAGAGUCCCUGAAAUGCCAGACGUUGUGGUGGAGCCCAGCUCAGGGGUUUCACUGACAACAGAAGAACAAGCUUUACUGACUGCUGCAAGCUCAGGUGACCUGCCCAUGUUGUCUAGCUCAUGCAGUAGUGGUCUCAGCUUUUUGGUUAGGGACACAGGAGGACAUUCGGCUCUGCACCUCGCCUCUCAGAAUGGCCAUGCUGACGUUGUGAGCUUUAUCCUGCAACACGUUUCUAAGUUGAUCCUGGAUCUAACCGACAAAGAGACCGGUGAUACAGCACUUCACAAAGCGGCCUGUGGUAGACAUUAUGACGUCUGUAAACUGUUGCUGGAGGCUGGGGCUUCACGCAACAAAACAAACUUCAUGGGGAAAACUCCCAAAGACUGUGCUCAGGAAGCUGGAGACACUGAUUUGGCCUCCUAUCUGGAGAGCAAGGAGUCUGAACAGCCAGCCACACGUGAGGAUUUAGAGACGGCUGUGUGAAGAGACACUAGGAAACUUGGAUCCUUCCGCAGACGCCGGCUUUCACAGCUCAUGAAAGUACUGGAGUCCACUUUCUCACAUGUAGAGAGAGAGAGAGAGAGAGAAAGAGAGAGAUAGAGUGAGAGUGAAAGAGAAGGAAACUGAGAAAGAGAGGUGAGAAGGUCACAUUAAUGACCUAAAGAGGCCUCAUAGAGACACAGAUGGGAGCCCUUUCUAGAGCAGAAACCCUUAAGGAGAGAGAAAAAAGUUGGUGCUUCCUGGGGAUCACUGUGGGGUUAGAAUGAGUUUGGGCAGAUUUGCAUUGGUAUUUAUUUAUUGCUUAUUUAUUGAUUUAUUUAUUGAAAGACUGAUUGUACUUACUUUAAUACACAUUGUUUUCCUUUUAUGAAGCCUGUGUACUGGUAUAGUGGUAUGAGGUAUUAGAUACAAUGCAAAUAGCACAGUGCAGUUUCCGGAAAUGAAUGUGGCCAUGGCACCAUGACGGCGCUAUAGAGAGGAGUAUCAGGCACACAAGACACUGCUGCCUAAGCCAGCUAUCUCUCCCAUACACCAUGUUGUGUAUGUGUAGUUGUGUAUUUUCAUUCAUUAUUACAAUUGAACUGCCAACACAGGCAGGUGAAGGCCACAAGCUUCCUCUCAGGCAUGAGGAGUUUGCCACCUUAACCAAAUGCACUAUUGGCACUAAUUGUCAGUACAUAUUACAGUAAGUACUUACACCAUUAGUCAGACCAACUUAUCCAGAGCAACUUACAUUGAUCUCAUUUAUACAACAGAGCAGUUGAGGGUUAGGGGCCUUGCUCAAGGGCCCAACAGUGGACGAUUGGCAAUGGUUGAACCCACAAUUAGCGGUCCAACAGCAUAACCACUGAGCUACCACUUGUGAUUGCCCCGGACCUAUACACCUCCUAUUUUGUUCUGUUUUAACAUAAAAAUGAUGCAAUGAUGUGCCUCUUAUUCUAGAAAUGUCUUUGCAUUUCUUCAUUUAAAAAGUGGUUGCCUCAUCUGAAAUAAAAAUAAGUCAGUUAUUCCAUAUCAGAACAAGUUAAUGUUUGACAGUCAUUCAGUGUGUGGGGAAAACCUGUUAACAUUAUUUAUGUACAUACAGUACAUAGGAUUUAACUAUAUUCUGACAUCUGAUUUUUUUUUUUUUGUUUUGCGUGCAGUGACAGUUAUUGUGACAGUGAAUUAUUUAUAUUAAGAAACAAAAGAUCAUAAUCUGAGCCAUAUUCAAUGCAAUAUGAAUAGAUGUCAUAUGUGCAUUAAUCUCUUAAUUUUUUUUUUGCAUUACAUUAAUGUUAAAAGAUAAAUAGUUGUCUAAGGCACCUACAAGCUAAGUGAUGGGACUUUUCAUUUCUUUUUAGUGAUGGUAGAGGAUUUGUGUCACCUUGUCAGUCAUAACAACUUUUUUUAGUUAAUUUUCUUAGCACUCCAACAUUCUGUUUCAUAUUGUGGCAAAAUGGGUAAAGCAAGAGCAGCGAGGUUUCAGUCAGACAAACGCAGCAUGUGCAUAUCCUCUGAUCAGAAAACAUGAAACAGCAGCUUUUGGUGUUUAUUUUGGUAAGCCUGCAAAAACUAAUAGUGGCCACAUACUGUUGCAUCAAAAACAAUGGCGAAAAAUACUAAAAUAAAGCAUUUGCAUGAAAAUGGUCGUGAUGGAAACUUGUUACACCUGCUGUGAGAGUGGUUUAUAUAUAUUACUGAUCUGCUGUUAUUUUGUAUUAUUUGUGAUUUUAAUGUGCAUGAGAUUUUGUUACCAAGAUAUUUCUGCUCAAUUAUGAGGUUAUAAAAUGGCAUUAUUUCCGUUACUUUUUUUUUGUUAAACAUAACUUAUUAAAAGUACUUGCUUAAUAUUUUUUUUUAUGAUUGUUUAAAUUAUGGGAAUACUUGAAUGAUGUAUAUUUUUUCAUUUCCAAUUGUAUAUUUUAGUGUCAUCACUCUUAGUGGACUAAUGAUGUGUUAGCUAGACCUCAAGUCUCAGAUAUUGGGGUGCAAGUCAUUAAAGAAUGAACACAGCAGAACAUACACUUGAUGUUCAUUCCUUCAAUGGAAAUCAUCACAUAAAUAUACUUUGUUUGAUGAUUGAGUAAGACAAUAAAAUGAA